Messenger RNA from Micropterus salmoides (largemouth bass), 1306 nucleotides. RefSeq names its product dr1-associated corepressor-like. The coding region runs from base 347 to 799 and encodes 150 amino acids. Gene Ontology annotation, cellular component: nucleus; negative cofactor 2 complex. The transcript has 6 exons. Gene Ontology annotation, biological process: transcription by RNA polymerase II; negative regulation of transcription by RNA polymerase II; positive regulation of transcription by RNA polymerase II. The record is from RefSeq and is a predicted model, not a curated record. Lineage: Eukaryota; Metazoa; Chordata; Actinopteri; Centrarchiformes; Centrarchidae. Gene Ontology annotation, molecular function: core promoter sequence-specific DNA binding; RNA polymerase II general transcription initiation factor activity; transcription corepressor activity.
CUGUUGAAAUGUCAGAUUAAAACAAGCUAACUGUUAGCUGCGUUCAAGUAGCAUGGAGUGUUCGGAGCACCUGCUGCUUUCAGGGCCUGUCGGAAAUCUGGGUUAUCAACGCCCUGACAAAGUGGUAAACACCACGACUGUUAGCCUUAAUUUCCUAUGAUUUACGGGUCAAACUCGGGAUAUUUGCAGUGUGGACAGUUAUGGUAAAUCUGAAGGCGUUCAUACCGACAUUCAGUCUUGUUUGUCCACAAAUUUAACCUGCAAGUUAAAAAACAAAACAAAAAAAAAACAUACAGAAUGAAGGAAAAGAAAGAAAGUAAAACAACACGAUGGAAAUGGACAGAAAAUGACAAAGGAAAAUAUAGAUCAGCAUAAAAAGCAGAUUCAUAGUCGCAUCAAAAAGAUCAUGCAGAAGGACGCAGAGGUGGGGAGGAUCGCGGUGGCGGUUCCUGUGAUCAUCUCCCGGGCGCUGGAAAUGUUCCUGAAGUGUCUGCUGACUGAAACCUGCCUGAUAACCCAGUCGAAGCUCAGCGCCGUUGUGUCUGUCGCUCACAUGAAGCAGUGCAUAGAGUCAGAGAAGCUCUUCCACUUCCUCAAAGACCUGGUGGAGCGAGCUACUUCUACAGCAGGCCAGAAGGACAACAGAGGCAUGAGCAUGUGGCCGUUAUACAGGAGCAGACGGCAUGACUGUUCUGUUAAAAAACCCACUGAAGUGGUAGAAAUGGCGCCACGAUCGAGCCUCGACUCGCUGGACAACGACUCCAGCUCUGGUGAGUCAGAGCUCUACAUCUGCUUAUGACUGUGAGCGACCAGAGGAAUGUGCUGUCCACUUACAGCAGCAUCAUUUCAUCAUGUUGCUCUCCAUUUAACGAUUUACUAAGGGGGGGAAAAAACAUUUAAGUUAUAUCAUAGUUUAGACACUUGCCUGUUAUUAGAUUUGUUUUUUGAAAAUGUUACAUUUUGUAGUGAAGCCCUCUCCUUUUUUGUUUGUCAUACAUAUGUGUUAGGAGGACAAGAAGAAUCUAUGUUUACACUAAAGAAAAUACUUAAUAUAUAAAUUGCUUCUUACUUCUAAAGGGUUUUGGUUGUUCAGGCUUUGCAGUUGAAUUGAAAAUAUAAUGUUAUGCUCUCAUCAGCUUAUGUCAGUUUAAAAGAAAAAACAAAGUGCUUAAUUUGCUGAAUAGUGGCCUUUGUGGUUUCUGUUUUGAGCGUUAAAUUUUUAAAGCACUUGUAAAUUAACGUUUUAAAGACAGCAAACCUUUGCAUAUGAAAUGUAAUCAAACUGUAAAUAAAUACAUUCAUUUCA